Messenger RNA from Acanthochromis polyacanthus (spiny chromis), 3420 nucleotides. Its product is annotated as myelin regulatory factor like. Gene Ontology annotation, cellular component: endoplasmic reticulum membrane; nucleus. Lineage: Eukaryota; Metazoa; Chordata; Actinopteri; Pomacentridae. Gene Ontology annotation, molecular function: sequence-specific DNA binding; DNA-binding transcription factor activity. The transcript is spliced from 23 exons. The record is from RefSeq and is a predicted model, not a curated record. Gene Ontology annotation, biological process: protein autoprocessing; positive regulation of DNA-templated transcription. Bases 154 to 2943 code for a protein of 929 amino acids.
UCUGUGGUUCUAAUGUGUUCGUUCUAAUUCUUCCAUGUUCAGACGUUCUUUAUAAUACCUGUCUUUUCUGGUGGUUCUCAGCAGCAGCAGCUCCAGCUGGAGCUUCUCCCGGUUCCUCUGGUUCCCCUGCUGCAGCGCCCCCUGCUGGGCAUCAUGGAGCCUGGAGCCGGCCGGCAGCAUCUCCAGGUUCUGGGAGAGAACGAGGCGCUGCAGCAGUUCUUCAACGGACAGGAUGUGAAUAAUGUGCUGGACAAUUCCGUCGCCGUGGAUACGAGCAUUCUGGAGCAAUAUCUGAGCAACGAUGUGGAUCCCAGCAGCUUCAUGCUCCCUGAGUCUCCUCCUGAUUCCAGCUCAGAGGCCUGUUCUCCUGCUCAGAUACCAGAAAUACCAGAAAUACCAGAUUUGCACUACAAGCCAUCCUAUUGGUCCAACCAGCAGACUGCCCAGGAAGCGUUUGUACCAACGACCCAAUCCGGUGCCUCCUGUCGCUUUAAGGACCGAGGCUCCGCCCCCUCCGAGCUGCUGACCCACCAGCAGCUCCAUAACUUGGGUGUCACUAAUAUGUAUGUGAAGUCUGGGACUCCACCCGCCCCCCGACACCUUCAGACUCACCACUCACCUGAAUGCUACCUGAAUCCACAGAGCUGCUCGCAGGUUUACGCUCCGCCCACACCUCCGUCCCCGCCCUCCAACAGCUACCAUGCACCAAUCACAGCUGUGGCCACACCCCCUUCAGUCGGUCUGUCGCGGUCGGCCUCCACAUUACGAACCUACUCACCGGACAGUAAAAAGAGAAGGAGAUCUGAGUGUGAGGAACCGUCGGCAUCCUGCGUUGAAGGUGAUGGACCUCAUGGUGGCGCUGUAGGUCCCAGUGUUGGGGGUCUGACUCUGGGAUCCCAUCAGCUGCUGACGUGGGAACAGUACAGACUGGAACAGCGGGGCACCUUCUACGACAGCAGCUACCAGAUCCUGUCUCCUCCUGCCUACCACGUUGAAACAGAUAAAGGUUUCAACUACUCUGCUACUGACGAGGCCUUCGUGUGCCAGAAGAAGAACCACUUUCAGGUCACGGUUCACAUCGGUGUGGCGGCAGAACCACAAUACGUCAGAACGCCCAGCGGACCUCAGCAGGUCGACCACUUCCAGAUAAAAGUGUUUGGAGUUAAGUUGGAAACUCCGAGCCACCAGGUGACCAUCGAACAGUCCCAACCGGACCGCACUAAGAAACCGUUCCACCCGGUCAGGAUCAGUCUGCCUGGUGGUAAAAUAACCAAAGUGACGCUGGGAAGGCUGCAUUUCAGCGAGACGACGACCAACAACAUGAGGAAGAAAGGAAAACCCAACCCCGACCAGAGGUAUUUCCAGAUGGUGGUCGGUCUGUACGCUGCAGUCCGAGAAGAAACGUUCCUCCUGACGGCUCUGGUGUCGGAGAGGAUCAUCGUCAGGGCGUCCAACCCGGGUCAGUUCGAGACAGACGGCGACACUUUGUGGCAGCGGGGGGCACUGCAGGAAGCUGUGGUCUGUCACGGUCGGGUCGGCAUCAACACCGACUCCCCCGACGAGGCGCUGGUCGUCUGUGGCAAUGCCAAGGUGAUGGGCGCCGUCAUGCAGCCGUCCGACCAGCGCGCCAAACACAACAUCCAGGAGGUCGACUCUGAGCAGCAGCUGAAGAGAAUCACUCAGAUGAGGAUAGUGGAGUUUGAUUACAAACCAGAGUUUGCCUCUUCGAUGGGGAUAGACCACACCCACCAGACAGGUAUUAUCGCCCAGGAGGUGAAGGAGCUGCUGCCGUCUGCGGUGAAGGAGGUCGGAGACGUCACCUGUUCUGACGGAGAGACGAUAGAGAACUUCCUCAUGGUGGACAAGGAGCAGAUCUUCAUGGAGAACGUCGGCGCCGUUCAGCAGUUGUCGAAACUCACUGACAACCUAGAGACUCGGAUCAAAGAGCUGGAAGUCUGGAACUGUCGGCUGGCCAAACUGAAGAGUCUGACGGGCAGCCUUCGCUCCACCGGGGGGCGUAAGAAGCACAGUGUCGUGUCGACCACAUCCAGCAUCACCUCCUGUAAAUCGGAGAAAGUCGAGAAAGAGGUUCAGAGUCGGAAAUCUAACAGCUGUCUCCACCACAAGGUCUUCCAGGCCAGUGUCUUCACCCUCUUAGCCACCAUGGCCUUCUGCGUCAUCUCCAUCACUGCUCUGUACCUGGUCAACUUAAGGGAGGACGACUUGACUCUGUUUCCGGGCAACAACAAUGCCACCGAAGUUCCUCCACAGACCACGUGGACAAGCACAGUCCCUCCCACCAGUCUUCCUGGUCUGUGGCCUCCAGAUGUGGACUUCUGUGAUCUGCUGUACUGUGAUCAGGUGUACUGCUGCCCAGCGCCUGCAGGGGGCAGCAACAGCUCCAUGGCGUCGCCCACCGAGUCGACCAAUCAGGACGAUCUAGACGAAAUGAGACGAGAAAAGCUUUAUGAGUAUCUGAAAAGUGCCAGAGACUGGACGAAUACGACUAUCCAGUCCUUCAGGAUCAAAGAGAACCAGCAGCUGAUCGACGGUAGAUACUGUCUGAGGGACCAGUGUGGAUCCGGCCGGUUCGUCUUCAGAGUUCCAAUCAGUCAGUUUGUUCCCGACAACAUGAGAGUGACUCUGAUCAUGAAUUCUACGGAGCUGUUGGUCGUUCAUCUGUGCAGUUUUGAUGAAUCUGUUUCCUGCUCGUCUCUGAUGGAUAAAAACACCGUCACCGGCAGCAGAUAUCCAUCAAACACUCAGGGGGAACAUGAGUGGCCUCUUCACGUGGCUCAUCUUUAUCACAGCUCCUAUCACUUCCGCUCUGCAGUCGCUGGUCAAGCUGACUGCACUACCGACCAUCACUACAUGGGGGCGCUCUUCACAGAUUACCACUUCUACUUCUACAGACGCUGCAUGGACACAGAAACACACAUUUAAAUCCAGUUUUAUAUUUUAAAUGUUUGCUUUUCCGACACAACCAGAGAAACUGCUGACUUCCUGUCGUUGUGUUGUUUGUUUUUUAAAGCUGCAGUUGUGUUUUUAUUGUCGAUGGUGUAAUUCAUUUCUCAUUGUGAUGAUGUACUAUUUAACGUAUUUUACUCUCAUGUCUGACAGUUAAUCUGAGAUUUAACCGAUGAAAACAUGAGCCCAGCAGCAUCCCACCUUCUAAAGACGAGCUUUUAAUCUGAAGUCAAACGUGGAAAUUUUUGGUUCGGAAAAAAACUGAAAACAUUUGUGAGUCUGCAGUUUCUGGCUUUUGUCAAAUCUUUGCUUGUUUUCUUGUGAGAAACUGGAGAGUUUUGUCUGUAAAACUCUGAAAACAAAGAUGUAUGAAAACUGCUCGUUUAAAGUUUGUCAACCUGAACUUUAAGCGAAUCCAAAAAGAAUGAGGUGUUUGUUUUUCUGGUUUUUAGU